Messenger RNA from Daldinia vernicosa, 771 nucleotides. RefSeq names its product NADH-ubiquinone oxidoreductase B18 subunit-domain-containing protein. Lineage: Eukaryota; Fungi; Ascomycota; Sordariomycetes; Xylariales; Hypoxylaceae. The record is from RefSeq and is a predicted model, not a curated record. Gene Ontology annotation, cellular component: mitochondrion. The transcript is spliced from 3 exons. Bases 181 to 447 code for a protein of 88 amino acids.
CAAUCGUUACAUAAUGUACCUAAGGUAAUUAAUCUACUCGGAUUGGUUUCCGCUCAUAGAAUUCCAACGUUGGAUGCCGACCACUUCGAAGCUAUCUAUAUAAGCCCGACUCACGACUCACGUCUCGACCUUUUAUUUAACCAAUUGACUACCCGCGCGUCUGAGGUAUUCCAAUCCAAGAUGGGUCUCCUAAGCAGCUCGUCCGAGGCUCCUCCAAAAGCUACACGGGAGGAGAUGCGAGACGCCAAAGUUCCCCUAGCCUACCGAGAUAACUGCGCGAACCUCCUCAUUCCCCUCAACAGAUGUCGCGUCGACACAUACUACCUCCCGUGGAAGUGCAACGACGAGCGACAUAGCUACGAGAAAUGCCAGUACGACGAGUUCAAGAAGCGCGUAGCGAGGAUGGACGAGCUGAGGGAGGCCAAGGGCGGGGCACGAAGCAAUUGAAUCCGGCCUGCAUUUCCAUGUAGGUAGAAAGGGAACAAAUCGACUUGUACAUAUAUUCGUCAUCUGGCGAAGGGCUACUACCUUAAGGCUGUGCUCUGAAUCCUCUCGGCCUUGCGCUCGUUAUUUGCCUGUAAUGGCACCAAACCCCCGGCAUGCCCUUUUGUGAUAAUGAAGCUACGCCUCUGCGCGACUACAUAAUAUAUCCGUGGGUAUGCUAUGCAUGUUUCCCUGGUGUUAAUCUUAAGACAAGGGUUGUCACCAACGUUUGUAGAAAGAACCCUAUAUGAUAUCUUUGCAUAAACUGUGAAUAUCUUCUACUGCCUU